UCAGUCUGAGCCAGAGUCAGUGUGAAACAACUCUCCUAUCGCAAACGACGUUUUAUCAAGUCAACAGUACAAAAGAGCAUUUUUAACCUAAUCUAUAAGUUGAUGAUAGUUGAAAUUAUAGUACAUAUAUUAUAGAAUAUGAGUGAAAGACCUAAUCUAGUAAUAAAAUCACUCAAAAAGACUGAGUUCAAUAAACUCUAUCAUCCAAAAGCUUCAACUCUGAAAAGUUUGAAAACAUCUUGAACGAUGUGAAGUGAGCGCGGUUCGCAGGAGUAAUAUUUAAAGUUUCAGAAAUACAAAACUGAUGUAACGCAAUUCAAAAUGAAAUCCUUAUCAGUGGCAGCGACAUUGAUAACUGCAGGCAUACUCUCAAUUGCCUCAUCUGAAGCUUAUAAUAUUCUUGCAAUAGUUCCUAUCAGAACUAAAAGCCAUUUCAUGGUUAUAGAAUCUGUACUGAAAGGACUGGCGGAAAAAGGACAUAAUGUGACGGUUGUAAACGUGAAUCCACAGAAAACCCCCAUUAAUAAUUAUCAUGAUAUAGAUAUAUCGUCACAAUAUCCGAAGCAUACAGUUAAUAGUAUAACCAUCGAUUUUAUUCUCUCCAACAUGAAACCAAUACAUGAAGGACUAUUUUUCAUUUGGGAAUAUGGAUUUCAGUUAUGCUCAAAUGCUUACAAGGAUCAACGAGUUCAGAAUCUGAUCAAUACAACUGGAAAAUUUGACCUGGUUAUAACCGAAAUAUUCAGCUCUGAUUGUUUUGUUCCAUUUGCAUAUAAGUUGAAAGUUCCUCUUGUGUCGAUAGUCACAAGUUCUGCAUUACCAUGGAUGAAUUCUAGAGUUGGCAACCCAGAUAAUCCUUCAUAUCUAGUGAAUUAUGCCAGCAGUUUCAGUCCACAAAUGACAUUUUUAGAGAGAUUGGAGAAUUUUUAUUUUUUGAGCUUUGCGAAAAUCGGCUACCAUUUUCUCAGUGAUAAUGGUGCAUAUAAAAUUGCAAAGCAAUAUUUUGGAGAAGAUUUACCACACAUAUCUCAAAUUUAUCAGAAUACUUCGUUGAUUUUAGUGAACAGCCACUUUUCAAUCAAUCAAGCUCGACCUUUUGUUCCAAACGUUAUAGAAAUUGGAGGAAUACAUUUGAAAGAGGUUGCAUCUUUACCAGAGGAUUUUCAAAUUCUGCUGGAUAGCGCUCAUAAUGGUGCAAUAAUAUUUUCAUUUGGAAGCAUAGUUAGGGUGUCAAGUUUCCCAGAAAAUGUAAGAACUGCAUUUACUACAGCAUUUUCACAACUAAAACAACUGAUUAUUUGGAAAUAUGAAGAAGAGCUCUUGACCAUUUCUCCAAAUGUGAUUCUGAGAAAAUGGAUACCACAAUUUGAUAUUCUUGCUCAUAAAAACGUGAAGCUAUUGAUGACACAUGGAGGCCAAUCAAGUUGUAUUGAGGCAGCCUACCAUGGAGUGCCAGUUAUUGGAAUUCCCCUGUUCGCCGACCAGCCUGGAAAUGUGAAAAAUCUGGUAAACAGAGGCAUGGCAAUACAUAUAGACUACUUCAAUAUAACUGCUGACACCAUUACUCAUGCAAUACAAACGAUUCUAAAUGAUAAAAGUUUCAAGGAGAAUGCCGAGAAAGUAUCGCAAACUUUCAAAGAUAGAGAAAGAACUCCUAUGGAAUCAGCAAUCUAUUGGAUAGAAUAUGUGGUGCGCUAUAAAGGAGCGGCUCACCUCCAAACAUCCGCCAAUCAGUUAUCUGCGAUUCAGUUUUACUUAUUAGACAUUUUUGCCUUCUUGUUCGUGAUAUUUAUUGCGACAGUGCUUGUACUAAUAAAACUUCUGGCAAUAAUUGCUGGAAGCUUUAAGAAAAGCGAAGGGAAACAUAAACAUAAGAGCAAAAAGAAAAGUGAUUAAUCACUCUAAACUGGGCAGAAAUGAAUGUCUCGGGUCGGGUAAUUAGUAGCCAAAAUUCAAUUGUGAAGUUCAUUCGGAAUUGAAAAACAAUAAUUGCAUAGAGUAAAUAUAUCAUAAGAAGAUAUCCCAUAAAUGUAUAGGGCGUUUAUGUUCCAAAUUACACUGUUAACUUAAGCCGAUAGACUUAUAUAGUGAGGUCCACGUUAUAAUGGCAGUGUUUGAUUAGUAAUGGUAUAUUGCUGUACCUGUCUAUCAUUCAACAUAGGCAACACAUCUCUUUCUCGCUUUGCUCUGUUGCCAGAUCGUCUCUUAACAAUGUAGAAUUAUGAAUUCAUUAACAAAAUAUUUCAUCUAAAUUAGGAAAAUCCAUUAUAAAAUUAUUGAAGUAUAUAAUUUCUUGUUCAAUAAAACAUUAUUAAUUAUUUUAAACGAGAAUGAACAGUUUAUAUUACAUCAAUAAUUCUUUAUCAGCUACCGUUUAUAGAAGGCAUUGACAAGACUGAGGAUCGGCAACGUUGUUCUCUUAUUUUUCUCCACUGCCAUUAUAACGUGGUAGGUACUUACUAUAGUAGUUCUUUUUGAUGGAGCUGGUAGUCUCUCAUACUAAGCCGUUCUUAUACACCUCUCACCCGGACAAAACAGUAUUAAUAGACAGUAGUCGACAGUAAUUUUGGUUCGAGUUAACAAAAAUCGACUUGAAAUUUGGAACAUAAACGUUAUAUACCAUAGGAUAUCUUCUCAUAUGCUAUAUUUUCUCUAAAAUAAUAAUAUUAUUCGACUUGAAAUUUGGAACAUAAACGUUCUAUACCAUGGAAUAUCUUCUCAUGCUAUAUUUUCUCCAUGAUAACAGCAGUUGACUGCCUUCUUACCAAAAAACGUCCUCUCAAACUAUGAGUUCUCUCAAGGUGAAACAUGACUGACACUCUAAUAUAGAUUGGAAAUAGGCUUGUUAAUUAUUAUAAAGGCCCCGUCAACUAUCAACUUCCAGUAAUGAAGGUUGAAAUUCAUCAAGACUUCUUCCCAGCUUAUCAUCUCUCUCAAUGAGAAAUGAAUGAUGGAAAUGUAUGAAUUAUAAUAUAAUUAAUAAUUUGUGCAAAUGCUAAUGAAUAAACAACUAUAUUCAAACAAAAUCAGUAUUUUAUGGCAUUCUGACAUUUAAAUUAAUAUGAAAAUGAAUGAAUUUAUAAGAAUAUUUUCAAAUCUUAUUUUGUUAGGAUUUAGAUCACUUGAUGACUGGAUUAUUUCAUUAAUUUGUAUUAGUUAUGAAAUUAUUUUUAAUUACUGUACCGUACAUGAAAUAACGAAACAAAUAAAUAACUCAGACUCUG
Nilaparvata lugens (brown planthopper) is the source of this 3224-nucleotide messenger RNA. Its product is annotated as UDP-glucosyltransferase 2. NCBI's taxonomy places the organism in Eukaryota, Metazoa, Arthropoda, Insecta, Hemiptera, Delphacidae. The coding region runs from base 322 to 1896 and encodes 524 amino acids. The record is from RefSeq and is a predicted model, not a curated record. Gene Ontology annotation, molecular function: UDP-glycosyltransferase activity. The transcript has 5 exons.